Molecule: messenger RNA, 9551 nt
Organism: Bombina bombina (fire-bellied toad)
Lineage: Eukaryota; Metazoa; Chordata; Amphibia; Anura; Bombinatoridae
Product: retinal rod rhodopsin-sensitive cGMP 3',5'-cyclic phosphodiesterase subunit gamma
Exons: 4
Coding region: 8671-8934 (87 amino acids)
Biological process (GO): visual perception; positive regulation of epidermal growth factor receptor signaling pathway; positive regulation of G protein-coupled receptor signaling pathway
Cellular component (GO): photoreceptor outer segment membrane
Molecular function (GO): 3',5'-cyclic-nucleotide phosphodiesterase activity; cGMP binding
Source: RefSeq, a predicted model, not a curated record
UCCCAUCAAAUCUAUUAAAAGAACAUAUUAGGUUGGAAAAUCAUUGUACUGACUUCCAGGGGAUUUAAGAACCUGCAGCACAAAUGGAGGAUGUGUAUUUUAAUAUAUAACACACAUGACUGCAGAAAAAAUGUCACCAUCAAAGGGACAGUGUACUCUGUUUUUUUUUCCUUUUAAUAUGUUUCCAAUGAUCUAUUUUACUUGCUUGAGUGUAUUAAAUUGUUGCCGGUUGUAUCCCCACCUAUUCUGAAAAUGUCAGUACAUAAGUACUGGUUAUAGAAAAGCUAUGUAAAUGAGAUGUAGAAAUCACUCUCCCAGUGGGGAGGGGGGGGGUAGGUUAGAGAUACUAAAUGUUUAUUUUCAAUAGUUUUCUCUAAGGGCCUUUUGAUCUAAAACUCUCCACUCUGGCGAGAUUAUCUGAGGUAUUGUCAGUAUGGCUAGGUCCCUAAAUAAGUUUAGAAAGGCACAUUUUAGCUCAAGAGAAUUUUUGUAACUAUUUUGGAUGUGAAGAACAGAUAACUACAUUACAAUAUAGUGCUAAAAAAAAGCCCCCAAAGAUUUUGCUUGAUUUCUCUCCAUGCUGGCGUUUUUUUGAUCAUUGGGCCCUAAGUAUGUGUUUAAAGUGGGAGAUAAGUUAGGAAGAAUUGUGUGUGUGUGUGUGUGUGUAUAUAUAUAUAUAUAGAGAGAGAGAGAUAGAGGUCUGCACUGUGUCUGCAAGCUCAGCCCAUUUGAGAGUACACUGUGCCUUUUUUAAAGGAAUUUUACAAAGGUAAAAGUCACAGACCCACACAAAUAGGUCAAUCACUAUACUUUAUAAAAUGCAUCAAAUGAUUUAGCUACAAAAAUAGACUUUAAGGUGAUUUUCUGUUGAAAAUAAUUAGAUCUGUUGUUCUUGUUGAAGGGACAUUCCAGUCAAAAUAUAAAUGCACAUAGAUUUAUUAGAAACAUAUUUGCAAUAUAUAUGUAUUGGCAAAAUGCUUCUAGUAAGAGUUAACAUUUUUCUCUGCACGUGCAUGUGAAGCAUUGCUAGAUAUUGUCACUGCACCCACAUUUUAAAUAAUGCAGCUGCUUAGAUAAUCAGUGGGGCUUGUAUAAUGUCCUCAAUUAACAAAUUGAGUCAUUACCAGAUAGUACAAGCACCUUAGGCUCUCUGAACAAGUGUUGUGUUUAAAAUGCUGGUGCACGGUGCAUACUUAAAUACACUUUUGAAACAGCUAUAGCUUUUAUUAGACGCAUAUUUGCUAAUGUAUGUAUAUUACAAAAUUGCUUCUGUUCAAUACUGAAAUGCACCCAUGGGGUUUCCAAUUUUGGCUGGAAUAUCCCUUUAAGGCUUUUGAUUGACCCCAUAGUUAUUUGUUAUAUUUGUUUUGUUUAUAUAUUUUUUUUUUGCAGACAUUUUUAAUAUCUCAGUGCAAUUUGAUUUAUAUAAAUGGAGUUUAGUGACAGCAUCAUUUUACUGUAUUACUUAAAUUUGGAAAAGUCAUGCUUUUUAUUGCUUGUUGUUAUAGUGUGUUACUGAUCAUUAAAGGGAUAAACAAUAAUUCAAACUGUGUACCUUUCAUGAUUCAGAUAAAGCAUGCAGUUUUAAACAAAUUCACAAUUAAAGGGACAUUAAGCUGCUGGGAAUACGUACAGUAUAAUGGUUACUACUUACCAUAUUAUUGUAUUUUCUCCUGUACCUGCAGCUCUGUUAUCUUAAAAGACGCUGCAGAAUCUGUUGGCGCUCUACAAAUAACUGAUAAUAAUAAUAAUCUUAUUUUAACGCUCUGCAUCUUAUACUGGGCGCCGCCAUCUUGUAGCUCAUGUACUGUUAUAUUCUGUGACAGCGCUACAUUUCACUUCAGUUUAACUCACAUAAUAAAGAGCUGAAGUGUUACAUUUUUGCAGUUUUUUUGCGCAGUUGAAACUUUAAAUAACAAAUAUAAGCUCCAAGAUGGCGGCGCCCUGUGUGAAGAUGGAGAACUUCACCAAGUAAAAUUUGUAAGAUAUUGUAGUUGUAUUCAACAGUUUAAUGACCCUUUUAACUUAUAUUCUUACUUCAUUCUCUUGAUAUCCUUUGUCAAAAGCUUAUUUAGGUAGGCUCAGAAGCAGCAAUGUGCUGCUGGGAGCUAGAUACUGAUUGGUGGCUGCCCAUAUAUAUGCUACUUGUCAUUGGCACACUCUGUGUUCAGCUAGCUCCCAGUAGUGCAUUGCUGCUCCUUCAGCAAAGAAUACCAAGAGAAUGAAGUAAAUUUGAUAAUAGAAGUAAACUGGAAAGUUUUUUAAAAUUGUAUUCUCUAUCUGAAUCAUGAAAGAAAAAAAAUUGGGUUUCAUAUCCCUUUAAGAAGUGUUACCGAUAUAUAAUUUUAUUCAUGAUUUUUCAUUUUAAAGAUUUUGUGAUCGUUGUUUUAAACUAAAAAUAUUUAUAGCAUUAUCUAUCAUUAAUGUAAUAGUGAUUUAACGAACAACAAAUAUGUAUUGCUGCUAUUUAAAGGGACAGUAAACAAACAAAAUAUUUUAUCAGCAUGAGCUUUUUAUUAAAUUAACCUCACAAUUGGUGCAUAUUUAUUCACUACUCAACCUUCCUAUCUUCUUUCUGCUUUUUUCCCCCCUGCUUAAAUGAGCAUUAAUGACAAAUUUUAUGCAUUGGGAAUUUAUUAAAAUAAACGUUUAAAAAAAAAAAGCAUUUUAAAGUGUAAUUUUGUUUAAAAAAAAAUAUGCACUUUAUUGGAAUGCCAAGACACACUCUUUGGAAAGCCACUUAAAUGUUAUCCCCCUCACCACCUGCACUGCUCAUUAGCCCAUCUCUCUUAAGCUCACUUUACUUUUGUAUUCAUGAACUUGACACAUUCCUAAAGACUCUCUCUCCCCCUCGCACCACAUCCCAAAAACAGUCUAAUUAUUGCUAAUCUGCAUUUCAUAUUAUGUCACUCUCCCUCUUGCUCAUACUAGCUGCUGGUGACAUCUCUCCUAAUCCUGGUCCCCCACAACUUCAUAGCCUUGCACACCCAUGUGUGCCUUUCAAUAAACUUCAAAAACAAAACUCUGGUAACCUUAAUCUCAUUACAGUUGCUUCUAAAGCCACCACCCCCUUCACUUGUGUACUCUGGAACUCUCACUCUGCAACAAGCUCACUUCUAUCCAUGACCUCUUUAUUUCCCACUCUCUCAAUCUUCUGACAGAAACCUGUCUCUCUGCUUCAGACACAGCUUCCGCUGCUGCACUGUCACAUGGGGGUCUUCACUUCAGCCACACACCUAGGUCUGAUAAUAGACAAGGAGGUGGUGUUGGAAUUUUACUUUCCUCUCGUUGAACCUUUAAACAAAUACAGCCCUUCUCUUCCCUCACAUUUUCUAUAUUUGAAACACACCCGCUUCGCUUAUUCUCUCCCCUCUCUAUACGUGUUUUAGUCAUAUACCGCCCCCCUGGCUCAUCAACUUUAUUUCUAGAUUCAAUUUGCUUCCUGGCUACCUUAUUUCAUUUCCUCAGACACCCCUGCCCUCAUUCUUGGCGACUUCAACCUCCCUGUUGACAAUCCCACUGCCUCCUCUACAAUUUGUGAAACUCACUUCCUCUUUCGGCCUGUCUCAAUGGACUGACUCUCCCACUCACAAAGAUGGUCACUUCCUUGAUCUGAUUUUCAGCUAUUGAUGCACUAUCUCAAACUUCACAAACUCCCCUUUUCCUCUUUCUGACUAUCAUCUCCUCACUUGUAACAUCACAUCCCUCCUUCUACCCCUCACACCAAACUUCACAGAAGCAUCAAGUCAUUAGAUCAGCAACAGCUCGCUAGCUCUCUCGAACCUCUCCUCUCUUCCAUCCCCUCCUUUUCCUGCCCUGAUAAAUCUAUCUGCCACUACAACUCCACCCUUACAUCGGUCAUUGAUAUUCUGGCCCCACAUACCAUAGCUCGGAAAUCAUACACUCAUCCUCAGCCCUGGCAUACUCCUCUGACACGGUACCUACGCAGACGUUCCCGUACUGCUGAGCGACACUGGAGAAAAUCUUGGAGUUCAGCUGACUUUCUUCACUACAAGUUAAUCUUGAACUCUUACUAUUUUGCCCUUUAUCUAUAUAAGUAACAUUACUUCCCCACUCUUAUCUCUACUCUUUCUUAAAACACAAAACGUCUGUUCUCCACGUUAAAUACUUUUCUCCGACUGCCCACCCACCUCCUACUACAACUUCUCUCUCAGCUCAAGAUUUUGCCAGCUACUUCAAUAACAAAAUCAACUCCAUCAGAAAUUAAAUCAGCUGUCAACAUGCUACCGAUCUCACACCCCCUCAAAACCUCACAAUCAUCCAAAACCCACAUAGCCAUAAAUUUAGCUCUUUUGCCCCUGUUACAGAGGAUGAAGUUUCUGACCUUUAUACUAUCCUCUCAACUAACUACCUGUCCCCUCAACCCUAUCCCCUCACAGCUACUUCCCUCCCUGUCUUCUACCCUUACCCCUAUACUCACACGCAUCUUCAACCUCUCCCUCAGCAUUGGUAUAGUUCCCAAAUCUCUUAAAGAUGCAUUAGUCACACCUAUCCUCAACAAACCUCUCGAUCCAAGCUCCCUAUCCACCUACCACACUAUUUCCCUACUCCCUCUUGCCUCGAAGUUUCUCGAAAAGCUAGUAUAUGCACGUCUAUCCUAUUUCCUUACAUUAAACUCCCUCCUUGACCCACCGCAAUCUGGAUUUCGCCCCAUCACUCCACAGAUACAGUAAUUGUUAAGGUUACCAAUGACCUACUUACAGCAAAAUCCAAAGGCCCCUUCUCUCUGCUUAUCCUCCUUGAUCUGUCUGCGGCCUUUGAUACUGUCGACCACCCUCUCUUGCUCCAAACCCUCCAAUCCUUCGGCAUUUGCGACACAGCUCACUCUUGGUUCUCUUCCUAUCGGUCUAACCAUACCUUUAGUGUAGCCUUCUCUGGGGCAUCCUCUGCCCCAUUUGCACUUUCUGUUGGGGUACCGCAAGGCUCUGUCCUCGAUCCCCUUCUAUUCUCAAUCUACAUGUCAUCAUUAGGUUCCUUAAUAAAGUCCCACAGGUUUCAAUAUCAUUUGUAUGCCGAUGACGCUUAAAUCUACCUCUCGUCACCAGACCUAUCUUCUUCCUUGCAAACCACAUGUCACUGUCUUUCUUGUAGAUCAUUUUGGAUGUUUUCUCACUACCUUAAGCGAAAUCUCUCCAAAACUGAGCUCCUUAUUUUCCCCCCUUUUUCAAAAAUCUCCACCCCCAACUUCUCUAUAACUGUCGAUAACUCCAUCAUUACCCCUACCCCACAUGCUCGAUGUCUUGACUCAGAUCUUUCUUUCACUCCUCACAUUCAGUCCUUGGCUAAAGCCUGCUGCUUCCACCUUAAAAACAUCUCUAAAAUUUUCCUUGCACAAGACACAACUAAGAUUUGAUUCCACUCUCUCAUCCUUUCCUGCCUCGACUGCUGCAACUCUGUCCUCUCUGGUCUUCCUAGCUACCGCCUAGCUCCUUUACAAUCCAUAAUAAAUGCCUCUGCCAGGUUCAUCUUCCUUACACAUCGCUCUUCAUCUGUUGCACCUCUCUGCCAAUCCCUUCACUGGCUUCCUCUUGCCUCCAGGCUUAAAUAUAAAAUUCUCACUCUGACAUACAAAGCCCUCAGCUACACUGCUCUCCCCUACAUCUCAGACCUUGAGGCCUAUUUAUGAAAUGUCUGUCGGACCUGAUCCGACAGUGCGGAUCAGGUCCGACAGACAUCGCUGAAUGCGGAGAGCAAUACGCUCUCCAUAUUCAGCAUUGCACCAGCAGCUCUUGUGAGCUGCUGGUGCAACGCCGCCCCCUGCAGACUUGCGGCCAAUCGGCCGCCAGCAGGCGGGUGUCAAUAAACCCGAUCAAACUCGAUCUGGUUGAAUUCCAGCGAUUCCUGUCCGCCUCAUCAGAUCAGGCAGACAGGGUUAUGGAGCAGCGGUCUUUAGACCGCUGCUUCAUAACUGCUGUUUCUGGCGAGUCUGCAGGCUCACCAGAAACACAGGGCGUCAAGCUCCAUUAGGAGCUUGAUAGAUAGGCCCCAUAGUCUCCAGAUACUCUCCCUCCUGACCCCUUUGCUCUGCUUACAAUCUCCUACUCUCCUCCUCUCUUGUUACCUCCUCACAUUCCCAUUUACAAGACUUCUCCAGACUGGCUCCCAUCUUGUGAAACUCUCUGCCUUGCUUUACAAGACUCUCUCCUAGUUUUGAAAGCUUUAAGCACUCCCUAAAGACUGUACUAUUCAGGGAUGCAUACAACCUACACUAACCUUUCCUAACUCUAUUGCUAUCCCCUUGAACCCCUUAGCAUGUAAGUCUAUGAGCCCAGCUGUUUGUAGAUCACCUUCAUAAGAGUCGACUACAACAGUGCAACUCUCGGCAGGGCCCUCUACCUAUUUGAUCCCUAUAAAUGUUACCUUGUAUACCACCUAUGUUUAUAGCGCUGCAGAAUCUGUUGGCGCUCUACAAUUCCUGAUAAGAAUACUGUGUUAUUCAGUUUGCUGUGGCCAAUUAGGGAAAUAUAUAAAUUAUUUUCUGCACGUGUCAACCAACCACUGUGCAGUUUGUAGAAGUGUCGGGGUUCUGCAUUCUACAGAAUGCCCUCCAGGCAGGGAGUAGAAGCAAUACAAUUAAAUUGCAGGAGAAGCAGGCAAAAUAAAUAAUGAGUGCAUAAUUAAAUAUUUUGGGAGCAAUGGAAUUUUUAUAUUUAAAAAUGUCAAACGAGGGUACAGCCAGUCAAAGGUUCAUCUUGCAGAACUGGCGCUGCGGGAUGAACCAAACGCCGGGUUCAUGAGUUACAAAUGAAGCUUUAUUAAAAACAAGUCUAACAUAAUACUAAGUAGGGGCAGGUGAUAACUUCUGAUUGGCUGUAUAGUCUGCUGACCUUUUUUCCCCCUCAAAUCCUUUUUAUUGAUAGAGAAACAGCAAUCAACAGAGAAUCACAAAUUACAUACAUGUGGUGUCAUGGUUCGCAGACCAUUAAAUAUACAGCAAGCUGGCAUGGUAUGGGCAUUCCCAUUAUGACAAGUCAAAAGUCAUCACCCUUCUAGAUAUAUAUGAAUGACAUUGGAAGGACCUUCACAAUGAGUAUUGAAAUUAUGUAUAUGUUGGAGAUAAUAAAGUUGAGGAAAAUUGUUGUAACUCCAUCUCAAAUUUUCAAAUAAUACUAUAAACCUUUACUUAUAUAACAUUACAACAAUUAACAUCUUAGUAACGGGGUAGAGCAAAGGGAGAGAGAUGAAAAAAAGGGAGGAUGGUUCCACCUCUUACCCUUGAAUGGUUAGUGAUGUAUGAUGAGGUGAGGUGUCAAAAUAGCAUUUCUUCUGAGAGUGUUUUAUUAGUUUGGUUCCCUGACAAUGCAGUUAGGGUUUGAAGGCAUCAAUUCAUGAUGGAUAAAUAGUUUAAGGAUUUGUUGUUGUAGAGAGGGGGGCCAAGUGUAGUUAUGAGGGGUUGCCAUUUGUUUAGAAACGGCUGAAGUCGGUGUUUUGUUUGACAUUGUGUUGUCCGAUAAAAAGUUGCUUUAGUAAGAUUUGUUUAAAUUGAGCUAUGGUUGGUAUUUGUGUAGCGAUCCAUUUACUUAGAAUGCAGUGCCUUUCUAAUAAUGAACAUAAAGUGAGGAUUUUAUGGAGUUUUUUUUUUUAUAUGAGUUGUCCCAUAGAAAGAGAUAUAUUUUGUCUGUAUCAAUCUUGAUGUCCAAAGUGAAGGUAGAUUUUAUCCAAUAUUGGUAAUAGCCUGCUGAUCAUUUUAAGACAAAAAAGCCUUAAAUGAAUGAGUAAAUUGGAUAGUUAAAGGGGCAUAAAAACACACAAUUUUCCGUUCAUGAUUCGGAUAGAACAUACAAUUUUGUGCAAAUCCAGAUCUUAGUGUGUGGUUCCGAAAAGAGCUGAAUGCGAUGAGCAGCUGCCACCGAAGCAUUUGAAUGCACACUCCUAAUUUUAAACAACUUUUUAAUUAAUUUCUAUUAUUAAUUUUGCUUUAUUCUCUUGGUAUCCUUUUGGUAAAGAAGCAGCAAUAUACCACUGGGAGUUAGCUGAACACAUUGGUAAGCCAAUGACAAGAGGCAUAUAUGUGCAGCCACCAAUUAGCAGCCUGCUUCUGGGCCUACCUAGGUAUGCUUUUCAAAGGAUACCAAGAGAACUAAGCAAAUUAGAUAGAAUUACAUUGAAAGUGGUUUAAAAUGGUAUGCUCUGUCUGAAUCAUGAAAGAAACAUUUUGGGUUUCAUGUCCCUUUAAGUAAAUAUGAAACAAUGGGGAGGGGUUUACAUUUAAAGUAAAAAAAAAAAAAUCUGUAUAAAGUUGCUCUUCUCACUGCAUUUGAAGCAGUAGAUAAAAUAUUUACAUUUACUGUUCCUUUAACUACCAGAACUGUGUCAAGCAUUUUGCAGGCCUCCGGCGACAAGAAGGCUUACGCAGCUCGCGUCAGAUAUGAUGCACUAUCCAUGUCCCCAGAUGGGAUAUCAGAUUACUGUACAGGACUGAGAGCCAUAAUCCUAUUAACACUGAACCCAAUAAAUCCAGUCACAUAGGUGGAGUGGAUCAGAGUUUUCCCACUAGGGAGUGCAUGAAAGGGCUGCUCACCAUUUAGAACUGCUGCUGGAUAUGUAAAACCACUUUGUAUUGGGUGGUUCACAAACUCCCCCAGACAGCUGGCAUCACCAGGACUUUUACCCAUCUGCUGAAAUAUUUGGAGCAGGAACAUAGUCACAAUGAACCUAGAACCUGCAAAGUCAGAACUCAAGUCAGCCACUCGUGUAACAGGGGGACCAGCCACCCCCAGGAAAGGACCACCCAAAUUUAAGCAGCGACAAACCAGGCAGUUCAAAAGCAAACCCCCUAAAAAAGGAGUGCAAGGAUUUGGAGAUGAUAUCCCUGGGAUGGAGGGGCUUGGAACAGACAUCACCGUUAUUUGCCCCUGGGAAGCCUUCAACCACCUGGAACUACACGAGCUGGCCCAGUAUGGCAUCAUUUAGCAAGCUCCCCAUCUUGCUUCUCCUGCCACUCUCCUUGCCCAUGGCUAUAUCAAUGGCCAUUCAUUACAGGGGAGGUGUUUCACUCUUCGGCUCUUUCUUGUUCUGGGGUUCAUGAACCAGUCUGUCAGCUUUCUGCUCUGGUACCAUCCCAGCUAAAUAGAAUGCUGUACGGAAACGUACUCCAGACGCAAUUUGUUUGAUAGCUCUUUGACUUCAUUGUGUUACAAUAAAAUCUUCAGAAAGAGGUUUCAUUUAUAAUCCUAUCAAUUUGUAGUAAAUACCACUAACCCAUCAUCUUACAUCGCCAACAGAUCCCAGUGUGCAGUGACAUAGCCCUAUUUCCUUUUAUAAUCAAUGAUCCAUGAAUGUCAUUUUUGCCCAGUUUUAUCUUGUUGAUAAGUGAUACGAUUAUUUUCUAGCAUACGUCGUAUACUGAUCUAGAGAGCGUAAUGCCCAUUCAAACAUAUAGCUUUAUUUAACCAUUGUAUCUCAGUGCUAAUCCUAUUACAUAUAACCUCUUUACUAAUACUCUUGUAAAACAAUGACCUUUAACCAUGGUAGUGAGACAUACUAGGAUAAAGGAUUCCUGUUGAUAAUAAAGACAAAACAGAUGAUAA